Molecule: messenger RNA, 2841 nt
Organism: Rhopilema esculentum
Lineage: Eukaryota; Metazoa; Cnidaria; Scyphozoa; Rhizostomeae; Rhizostomatidae
Source: RefSeq, a predicted model, not a curated record
AUGUGUCCAGCACAAGAAGCAGCACCAGCACCACACAAGUGCCAGUACCGCCCAGGCACGAGCACAGGCACCAGCACCACUACCAGCAACACCACCAUCACCUGUACCAGCCUAAGCAGCAGGACGGCAACAAGAGCCAGCGCCAGCAUCAACUCCAGCACAGGCACUGGGUCAAGCACAAGCACGAGCACCACCACCAGCAUCAGCACCACAACCAGCACCAACACCAGCACAAGCACCAGCUUAAGAAUCAGAACAGGAACAAUGGCCAGUAUCAGCAAAAGCAACGGCACAGGCACCAGCACCAGCACCAGCACCAGCACCAACACCAGCAGCAGCACUGGUACAAGCACCAGCACAAGAACAAGCACCUGCACCAGCAGCAGCUCCAGCACUAGUACAGGCACCACCACAGGCACCAGCACGGGAACCAGCACCAACACCAGCACCAGCACCAGCCUAAGCACCAGGACAGGCACAAGUGCCAGCACCAGCACCAGCACUAACACCAGCACCAGCACAAGAACUUGCAAUAGUACAAGAGGCGGCACUUGCCCUAGUUUCUGCACAAACACCGGUACGAGUACGAGCACUAGCACAAGCACAAACACAAGCACAAGCUCCAGCACCACCACCAGUACAAGCACCAGCCUAAGCACCAGAACGGGGACCAGGGCCAGCAUCAGCAAAAGCAGCGGCACAGCCACCAGCACCAGUACCAACACCAGCACCAUCACCAGCAGUAGCACCAGCCUAAGCACUAACACCAUUACAUGCUCUAGCACUGGUACAGGCACCAGCACAAGCACCAGCACCACUACCAGCACCACCAGUAGCACCAGUAUCAACCUAAGCACCACGACAGGAACAAGAGCCAGCACCAGCCCCAACACCAGCACAGGCACUGGAUCAAGCACAAGCACAACCACCAGUAUCAGAACCAGCACCACCACCAGCCCUAAAACCAACCACUAGGAUAGGCACAAGCGCCAGAACAAGAACCAAGACCAGAGCAAGCACAGGUUCAAGCACAAACACCAGUAUCAAUACCUCAACCAGCACCGGCUCCAGCAUUAGCACCAGCACCAGCACGAGCAUCAUCACCAGGACAACCACUUGCACUAUUACAAGAGCUGGCAAUUGCUCAAGCUCCAGCACAAACAGAUAAGAGUACUAGCACAAGCAAAAGCACAAGUUCCAGUACUAGCACCAGCACCAGUACCAGCACCAGCUCCAGCCUAAGCACUAGCACCAGAACCAGCUCCAGCACUAGUACAGGCACCAGCACAAGCGCCAGCAUCGGCCCAAGCACCGGUCCAAGCACAAGCGCCAGCACCAGCACCGACACCUGCACCACCACAGCACCACCAUCAGCACCAGCACCAGCCUAAGCAUCAGGACAGGCACAAGCGCCAGCAUCAGCAAAAGCAACGGCACAGGCACCAGCACCAACACCAGCCCCAACACCAGCACCACCACUAGUACAAGCACCAGCACAAGAACAAACACAAGCACCAGCACCAGCACCUGCAGUAGCACCAGCCUAAGCACUAACACCAACACAUGCUCCUGCACUGGUACAGGCAACAGCACAAGCGCCAGUACCGCCCAGGCACGAGCGCAAGCACCAGCACCACUACUAGCACCACCACCAGCACCAGUACCAGCCGAAAUACCAGCACAGGAACAAGAGCAAGCACCAGCCCCAACACCAGCACAGGCACUGGGUCAAGCACAAGCACCAGCACCACCACAGCACCAGCAACAGAACCAGAACCACCACCAACACUAGCACCAGCCUAACCACCAGGAGAGGCACAAGCACCAGCAUCAGCAAAAGCAACGGUACAGGCACCUGCACCAGCAUCAGCACCAGCACCAGCACCAGCACCAGCUCCAUUACCAGCACCAGCUAAAGCUCCAGCAAUAGUACAGGAACCAGCACGAGCGAUGGCUAGGCCCAGGCACCAGAAUAAGCACCAAUACCAGCAAAAUCAAUGUGUCCAGCACAAGAAGCAGCACCAGCACCAGUACAACCACCUAAAUAAGCACAAGCACGAGAACAUGCACAAGCACCAGCACCAGCGCCAAUACCACCACAACCUUCAGCACAGGCACCAGCACCAGCACUAGCACCAACACCAACACCAGCAACUGCACAAGAACCAGCACCAACACCAGCACAAGCAACAGCCUAAGAACCGGGACAGGCACAAGCACCAGCACCAGAACUAACACCAGCACCAGCAUAGGCACCAGCACCAGCACCAGUUUCAGCACCAGUUUUAGCACAAGUGCCAGUACCGCCCAGGCACGAGCACAGGCACCAGCACCACUACCAGCAACACCACCAUCACCUGUACCAGCCUAAGCACCAGGACGGCAACAAGAGCCAGCGCCAGCACCAACUCCAGCACAGGCACUGGGUCAAGCACAAGCACCAGCACCACCACCAGCAUCAGCACCACAACCAGCACCAACACCAGCACAAGCACCAGCUUAAGAAUCAGAACAGGAACAAUGGCCAGCAUCAGCAAAAGCAACGGCACAGGCACCAGCACCAGCACCAACACCAGCACCACCAUCAUCACCAGCACUUGGCACCAGGUGAGGCACAAGCAGCAGCACCAGUACCAGCAUCAGUACCAGCACCAACACCAACACAGCACCAGCACAGGCAUCAGCACCAGCAAGAGCACAAGCACUGGCAUUGGCUCAAGCACCAACACCAACACCAGCACCAGCACUAGAAUAAAUAUAAUGAAUUAAAAUGAGAAAAUUAUAAUAUAUAUAAUUAACAUAAACGAAAAGAAUUAAAUAUAUAUAAUGAAUUAAAAAGAA